Messenger RNA from Salarias fasciatus (jewelled blenny), 1054 nucleotides. It is a transcript of the gene lhfpl3, whose product is annotated as LHFPL tetraspan subfamily member 3. NCBI's taxonomy places the organism in Eukaryota, Metazoa, Chordata, Actinopteri, Blenniiformes, Blenniidae. Bases 127 to 816 code for a protein of 229 amino acids. The transcript is spliced from 4 exons. The record is from RefSeq and is a predicted model, not a curated record. Gene Ontology annotation, biological process: sensory perception of sound. Gene Ontology annotation, cellular component: plasma membrane.
CUGUGAAUGACGGCAGAAGUUGUGCAGAAAAUCGCGAUCAGAUGAGGCGGAUGUGAGUUUUUCUGCAGACAGGUCUGUAGACCCAGAGCCCCCCCCUCGGUCUCCCUCUCACACACACACCGGAGGAUGAUCCCAGGCGCCCCCAGCACCACCACCACCAUGCUCCCCGCCUCCGAGGCUGCCAAGAUCUACCAGACCAACUACGUGCGCAACUCGCGCGCCAUCGGCGUCCUGUGGGCCAUCUUCACCAUCCUCUUCGCCAUCGUCAACGUGGUGUGCUUCAUCCAGCCGUACUGGAUCGGGGACGGCGUGGACACCCCGCAGGCGGGCUACUUCGGGCUGUUCCACUACUGCAUCGGGAACGGCUUGUCCCGGGACUUGACCUGCCAGGGCAGCUUCACCGAGUUCGCCAGCAUCCCGUCCAGCGCCUUCAAGGCUGCGUCCUUCUUCAUCGGCAUGUCCAUGGUGCUGGUCCUCACCUGCAUCGGCUGCUUCGCGCUCUUCUUCUUCUGCAGCACCGGCACCGUCUACAAGAUCUGCGGCUGGAUGCAGCUGGCUGCAGGCACGUGUCUGAUCCUGGGCUGCAUGAUCUACCCGGACGGCUGGGACAGCGACGAGGUGAAGCGGAUGUGCGGCGAGCAGACGGACAAGUACACGCUGGGCGCCUGCUCGGUGCGCUGGGCCUACAUCCUGGCCAUCAUGGGCAUCAUGGACGCCCUCAUCCUCUCCUUCCUCGCCUUCGUGCUGGGGAACCGGCAGGACAGCCUGAUGUCUGAGGAGCUGCUGGGAGACAAGAGCGGGAACAACGCCAUAUAACCCCAGAACGGGAAGCUGUCUCUCACACAGGCCUCAAUGCCUAGAUGUGAUGUUCCAUCAGGAUCCGGCGUCCUCCUGGUCCGCGGUGUGGCUGGGACACCACGCUGAUGUGUUGGGAAUCAACGGUGCAAAGGAGGAGGAAGAGUGUUGGAAAACCAGGAUGCCUCUUUGUGUUCUCUGAAAGCUCCCUCUGUAAAAUACGCCUUCAUAUUCAUGUCAGACUGCGGGGUGAAAUCUU